Hydractinia symbiolongicarpus is the source of this 2189-nucleotide messenger RNA. RefSeq lists its product as uncharacterized. Bases 695 to 2044 code for a protein of 449 amino acids. The transcript is spliced from 8 exons. Lineage: Eukaryota; Metazoa; Cnidaria; Hydrozoa; Anthoathecata; Hydractiniidae. The record is from RefSeq and is a predicted model, not a curated record.
AAAGUUAUAUUAAGUUAUUGAAAGAAUACUCAGUGGAGGUAAAUAAGAAAACAUGUCUAUUUUGUUUAAUAAUUAAGAUUUCAGUUAGAAUCUAGUUAUAAAGGUCCAAAUUGAGAAUCUAUAAAUAUAUAAUAGCAUUCAUCCACAUCUUUUGUCAUUAAGUAGACGAGACUAUCAAAAAAGUUAAGAAAAAGCUGUAUUAUGUGUUGUGUAUUGUGUGUUGUGUAUUGUGUGUGUGUUGCGUACUGUGUGUUGCGUAUUGUGUGUGUGUAAAUUGCGUGUUGUGUAUUGCGUAUUGUGUGUGUGUGUUGCGUAUUGUGGGUUGUGUAUUGUGUGUGUGUUGCUUGUUGUGUGUUGUGUAUUGUAUAUUGUGUGUUGUGUAUUGUACAUUGCGUGUUGUGUGUUAUUCAUUGUGUGUUGUGUAUUAUGUGUUGUGUGUUAUGUAUUGUGUGUUGUGUAUUGUGUGUUAUGUAUUGUGUGCUGUGUGCUGUGUAUUGUACAUCGUGUGUUGUGUGUUAUUCAUUGUGUGUUGUGUAUUAUGUGUUGUGUGUUAUGCAUCGCGUGUUGUGUAUUAUGUGCUGUGUGUUGUGUAUUCUGCAUUUUGUAUUAUGUGUUGUGUAUUCUGUAUUUUGUAUUGCGUGUUGUGUGUUGUGUGUUGCGUGAGCAUGUGUUUAGAUUUACAUUGUUGUUAUAGAUGAAAAGUAAUUUUGAGGUUAUGAAGUCUGAAAUAUUCUCAAAGUUGCAGACUAAUACAGAGGUUGUUGAAAGUAGUCUGUGUAGCUCGGAAAAGGUUAUCAAAAAACUUGAAGACAAUCUGCAUGAAGACCUAAAGGAACACAGCAGAAGUAUUAUAUCUGUGGAUGAGAUCAAAGAAAAAUUGAAUCAAAAAGAAAUCGAAUUAGCAAGGAGGGACAGUGAAGUUAACCGUUUACACGAAGAAAUAAACCAGCUCAGAGCUACUGUUACAAAACUCACAGAAAAGGAGAGUUUAUACUUUCAAGAACAAAAAUCUAAACUUAAUGAAAUUCUCCAACAUGUCGAUUUGUCAUUCAGUAAACUCGACAACAAAGACGACAGUUAUGCACUUAUAAGGACAACAUUGGAAACGUUAGUUAAUCAAAACAAUGAGCUGAGUCAGCAGUUAUCCAACGUGUAUAUGAAACAAGAGAGUUGUGUCUCCACUGUUUUGGAUGUCAAUGCAAAAUUUGACAAUUUAAAUGCUGGUUAUAUGAACAACAAUGGUAUGAAUAUGUCUUCCAACAACUUUCAGAUGCAACCAACCACUACGCAGUGUUAUUCGUAUAAUCAAGCAAGAUGCAUUUCAACGCAUAAUAAAAACUUUUAUCAAAACAAUCCUACUUUCGGAAAGUCUCAACACAAUCCAGUUAUUUUACCAAGCGUCAACAGACCCCUCUCGCAUUUUUCUCCAUUACCAUUACAUGCAAGAAAAUUUGAUGUUCUCAGUAACCCUUCACCAACAGCUGUGGUAGCACCUAUGUUAAGUCAACCUGAAGUGAAAAAAGAGGAAACCUCUCUACAAAAAGAUUGCAACAGAAGUCAAAGCAAAGAUGUUUUUGAGUUAUCAUCUGAUUCAGAAUCUGGACAAGAUCUUUGUGAAAUUGUUUCAUUAAUUACAAAAAAGCAAUACAAAAAGUCACAAAAAGCUCGACCAGCCACACCCAGUCUUUCUGUAACGUCAUCAAAAUCAUCUACACCUGUGCAAAGAUCUAUCAGAAGAUAUGGAAAAAUUAAAAAGUUCAUCAAUCCCUUCUCUCCUUCACCUGCAGUUCAAACAAAACUGGACAAACCAAGUUUGAGAAGAGAUCACAACUCAUUGAAUGAUCAAUGGACACAAGCUGUUCUUGCUAAAAGUGCAAAAUUACCACCUCAAAAAAAUAAGUUUGGAAUGAAAUCAUCACGCUGUUCACUAGCAAUGAAAAGAAAACAGGGAAACGUUUUCAAUUUUGAUGGUGAGAGUGACGAAGAUCUAAAAAACAUUGCAGAUAUGCUUCAAACGAAGCAGAGACCGAGGAAGCGUCGCUGAUCUCGUAUGUGAGAAUAUAAAAAAAGGGCUAGAGAUGGGUAACUUAAUGAUGACUUUACUAAAUGAAUAAAAUAAUAAAUAAGAUAUAAAUUUUAAAAUUAAAAUAUCUUUAGUUGAGCCAUAUUUGCGAAGAUUAACUUACGCG